UGUGAGGCAUAGAAAGCUGCAGUGCUAAGAGCGGUUAACCUAAGAUUUCCUUUAGCCAAGAUAACUUUGAAACAGUGAUAUCAAAAUUAUUCUGAAGUUAUUGGGAUAGAAAGUAUAAUUUGGCUGUUUCUUUGUAAGAACGAAAAAAAGGAACGAAUCUAAGAAAGAAGAAAUCUCAAAACUAGCAAAACAUAAGAUAGGCUUAAUGUGAAAGAGAAAAUUACGAUGUAAAAUAAACUAGAAGUGUGCCGAAAGGAAAUUUUUUUUGCAAGAUUCUGUGAGUUGAUUACAAUACCACUUGGACCUACAUGAUGUUUGAAGAUGCUUUGGAUGAAGGUGCUGCGUCAUGUUUGGAUUCAGAGCACUGGGAAUUACCAUUAGAUCCUCAAAAAGAGGUUGUUGGCAAAUCCUUGGUAGAAGAAGGAAGUUGGGACCUACAGGAAGUUCUGGAUGAAACCAUUGGUGCACUGGAUCUGUUUCUCAACAAUAAAUUUAAUGAGUCUCUUAGUAUUAUAUCAUCCAGAGCACAUACCAGUAUUUAUCAUGGAGUAGGUCGUGGAAUGGUGUUGUUUAUACAAGCAGUAAUGACAAUGGAAACGAGUGAUAUAGACCUGGCUAUGGAUGCUUUGAAACAAGCUGUUAAAGUCUCUCAGAGAUACAGGAAGAAAGUGUCCACUGUAUCUCGAAUCUUUCAUCGUCCCGAUUACAAUACCUAUACUGAAGUUGAAGUCCAUGCAGAGCUAAUAUAUGCAGAGUGUUUGCUGAUGAAUGCUAUCUUGACCUUUGUAUACGAUCAAAGUUUACUCACGUUUUUGAAGGGAGGAAUCCGGAUUCGAUCUUGCUAUCAGUCUUAUAAAGAAUGCUUACAUAUCUUGAAAACACGCAACUUUGAAGAUGAAGGAAGAAAGAGACAUUUUGAGAGUGGAGUCUGCAUGGGUGUUGGAGCAUUUAACUUGAUGAUAUCACAACUCCCAACACGGGUGCUGAAAUUGCUGGAGUUUAUUGGGUUCUCUGGUAAUAAGUCUCAGGAGAUGUUUGGCCAGAAACAAUUAGAAGAAGGAUGUAACUUAAGAGAUGGCUUACGUUCUCCACUGUGUGUUAUCAUCCUAUCUGGAUUUCAUACAUACGUUGUGUAUGCUUUAGGUUUAUGUGAUGGUGAUUUAGGAUUGUGUGAAAAGCAUAUCAAGAAGAUGCUUAAGAAAUAUCCAAAGGGAGCACUUUACCUGUUUUGUGAUGCAAGAUUAAAACAACUUCAAGGCAAAGUGGAUGAAGCUAUACAGACAUAUGAUGAUAGCAUUAAAGCACAGCAAGAAUGGAGACAGUUCCAUUACAUGUGCUUCUGGGAGAAGAUAUGGUGUUACUGCUAUAAAUGUGACUGGGUUAAUGCAGCAAAUUGCUGUGAUACCUUGUGUAAGGAGUGUCGCUGGUCACCAGCCACUUAUUAUUACCUCUACGGUUGUUUCCUGUAUAUGCAGAUGCUGGAUGGAAAGACCAGCUUGUUGGAAGAAAUUGUUAACACGUUCAAGAAAGUUCCAGAACUGAAACAGAAAUUUGCAGGGAAAUCUGCACCAAUUGAAAAGUUUUGUGUAAAACGAGCAGAAAAGUUUUUCAGACAGGAUCAACAGCUUACAUUACCUAUUGUGGAAGUACUGUACCUCUGGCAUGGUUUUCCUGUUUUGGCAAAAGCCCCACACCUGUUAAGAGUAUACCUGCACAUGAUUGAGAGCAAUGUUUCCAAAGCAAAAAAAGCCAAAGAAAAUCAUGAAGCUGUGGAUGACUACUAUAUGCUAACAUUAUUGCGUGGUGUUGUUCUGAAAUAUCUUGACUGCCCUCUCCAAGCUGAAGAGUAUUUCAAGGAAAUUGUCAGAAAUGAGAAAGAAAUUAAGGAAGAUUCCUUCAUACCUCCUUAUGCUGCAGGAGAACUUGCCAUUAUGUUUACUGAACAAGGAAGAAAUUCUGAGGCUUCACAAUGGCUUCACUUGGCAAGACACAAUUACCAUGGUUACCUUACUGAAGUUAUGCUUCAUUUUCGACUGCAUGCUGUUCACAAAAAGCUUCAGGCUACAAAUCACUUGUUCACAGAACUUCAAGAAGCUUCAACCCCUUCUCGUCGUCAUUCUCUACAGCAAACAACAGACCAUUAUCUAAUGGUUGAUACUCCGAAAGUCUUAGACUUCUCACUAUCUGGGUUAGAACCAUCACUAGCCAACAAAUCUAAAAAUCAUUUGGCUCCACCCGACUCUCUGAGGUCAGUAGUUGGACAAUAAACAGACCAGUAGAAAUGCUACUCAUGUAGACCUUGAGUAGAUGUUUCGUGAAGUACCAUUGUUGUUCCACAAAUAGGCUAUAUAUUUUUAAUAAAGAUAUAUAUAUUAUAUUGUUGGUUCAACAACAAAUGUAGGCAUCACAACUAUGUGAUAGUGUAUAGUAAUAACAAAUCUUCAGAACAUCUUUGAAAAAUGUUAUCAACAAAUAUCAAAAAAUAUAUAUAUAUGUUACAAACAUAGGAAAUUGCUGUUGGUACUUAGAUGUCUUCCAUGAAUGAUCUAACUGUUUAGUGUUAAAAGCUAAGUUUUUUUGGUUUCAUAUGGACUUUACACUAUUUCCAAGAAACAAUUGUAGUGUAAAACAAGUGAAAUUGGUUUCAAUUUUAUUAUAUAUAGUUUUUUAUGUGUUUGUAAGCAUGUUAAUAAUUCAUGGGGUAAUUGAAAUAAAAAAAAACAUUUGAACAUUAUAUAAAUACAGAUUAUUCUUUAAAAAAUGCAUUAUUUUUUGUUAUUUAGACAAGUAUGCUGUGUUAUAUGAAACAAAAAAUGAUUUUACGUACUUGUUGUAUUAGUUUAGUGUAUCAUUAAAACAUCCAUGUUACUUGACCUAUCUGUCACAUACUCUUUUUGGUUUCUGCUGUUUGACAUAGUUGAAUAAAAUUUUUUAAACCUGAGUUUUGUAUUGCUAUCAUAAAAAGUAUGCUCGAAAUGGGUUAUGUUCUGAUCUGAAAAUGUACUUAUAAAUGUAUAUCUUUAUAAUUCAACUUUGGUGUAAAUUUCCUAAUGGAAAAAUUUUCAAGAAACUCAAACCAAAGUUGAAUUCUAAUUCUUCAAUAAGUGAAAAUCUUUUGAAAAUAUGUCAUCCAAACAAGAAAAUUCCAAUUUGUCAAUAUAAAACAGUAAUAAAUUAACUUAGUAUAACAAAACCUGAUGUAUUGAUCAUAUAGUUUGGAGAUUGCUAUUUUUGAGUUUCUUGUGGUAAACCCAGUUCUAAAAUUUGACUUAUGUCUUUGUUUUCUUAUAUAAUGUUUUAAAAAUAUUACUAAAAAUUAUUGUUUGUUUGUGUAAAUCAUAAAAAAAAAACUUUACAAAAGACAAAACAUAUAUGUCAAAGUUUGUAUGGAGAACAGAUUAAUUAAGAUGUUUCUUUUGAACAUUGGUCACUUGUUUUUGUUGGAAUUAGAAGUUGUGUUCAUAAUAUUAAUACAAUGUAAGGCAAGUUUUGUCAUUGCUUCCAACUUAGAUAUAUUCCUGUCAUGUGUGAUGAACAAGUUAGCUGUGAUAUAUUUACAUUAAUGCUUGUAUACUUAAAACUAAAAGUUAAGUUAAAGUUGUUAGAAUAAACACCUGGGUUUUGUUUCUUAGAUCUAUCACAGACAUUGGAAUAAGGUUAAUAUUUCUCAUUUCCUCAACUUCAACACAAUUUUUGGUUCAUAAUAAUAACUCACUCUAAGCAAAAAUAAUAAAAUGAAUUUGUAAGCCAAACAUAAGAGUUGAAAAGAUAAGAUAAAGAGAUUAAGGUAAAAAAUGAAGGUCUUGUAAGCAGGUCAUUAAACUUUUUGUUUUCACAUUCAUUUUCUUCUCUUUUUUUUUAAAUAUUUUUCAUCAUAUUUUAGCUCUUAUUGCAACGACAUAGGCACAAAUUGCCACUCUAAUUACGAAUAUUUUAGGGGGAACAUGCAUCUGAACCCCUAGUUUCUAAUAUGCUUGAUUCAUUUCCAGUUUUGCCCCCACACACCCAUAUUUUGCCUCCAACACUUGUGUAAAGUGUUUAGGUCUAUUUUUCAAAACCAGUGGCUCAGUGGUAAGCCUAAAGGCUAAUAUUGUUGCAAACUGGGUUUCAA
Limulus polyphemus (Atlantic horseshoe crab) is the source of this 4111-nucleotide messenger RNA. Its product is annotated as tetratricopeptide repeat protein 39A-like. The transcript is spliced from 19 exons. Bases 309 to 2267 code for a protein of 652 amino acids. Gene Ontology annotation, molecular function: protein binding. The record is from RefSeq and is a predicted model, not a curated record. NCBI's taxonomy places the organism in Eukaryota, Metazoa, Arthropoda, Merostomata, Xiphosura, Limulidae.